GAUGUUGUUUAUGUUGCAGCAACGCUUGGUUCUUGGUAAUGAAAGAGGACGCAGAAUAGCCGUGAAGGGGGAGAGGGCAAGCAUAAGAAAGGAAGAAAAAAAAUCGAAGCAUAAUUAACGAGCAUUAAAAGUGUGAAAGAAAGCCGAACCGCGACGCACCGUUUUGUCUCUUCCGACGAACGAAAAAUGGAGCUCAGCCAGAUGUACAAGAAGAAGAAAAACCGGUGGUCGAUUUCCAAAAUCGAGCUGCUGAUCGAUCUGUGGGCCGAGCAUUACCGUGAGCUGAAAUCGUGCCGACGGAAUGACCACGUCUUCGUGAAGAUGAAGCACAAGCUGGAGAAGAGCGGCUGCAAGGUGACGGUGGAAGACAUUCGGAUCCGGAUCAAUAACCUUUCCGCCAAGUACAGAAAGGAAUCGAUGCUGACGCUGUCCGGUGGGUCACCGUCGCGCUGGCCACUGUUUAACAAGAUCCACAACAUCCUCAGCAACGAUGCCGGCGGGCUGGAUGAGACGGUCGAAACGCAGGAGGAAAGCAUGGAAGAAACACCGGAGAGCAAAACUAAGGUGUACCAGCUGAAAUGCAACUACAGACAUGAGAAUAUUGACAACUUUUUCACCGAUUUGUACUUCAAUCCACGCUACGCGGAUGUAACCCUGGUAACCUGUCACGAUGGGGAAACAUUUGCCAUUCCAGCACAUCGCAUGGUACUGGGAAAUUUCAGUAUGUAUUUUGCAAACAUUUUUGACAAGCUAAACGUACCGCAAAACUCCAACACGUACAUCGUGCUGCCGGGAAGCAUAUCGCACCAGACGAUGCAAAUCCUGAUGCAGUACAUGUACACCGGCCAAUCGUCCGUACCCGAGUACAACGUGGACGAUGUGUUGCGCAGCGGUGAGCUGUUAAAAAUUCGCGGCUUCUGGAGCGAAAGCCGAUCGGGAAGCCAGCAGCAGCAACAGUCGUCCUCGAGCAUGGGCCACAAACGUCGCGCAACGGGGGCCGAACCUCGCAAUAAGAUGCACUAUCGUCAACCAGGUACCUCAUCAUCACAGGAAAGCAGCGAACCAGCGAGCCGUCCGGUGGCGGGCAGAUCGACACUGCCAUCGGACCUGCAGACGGAGAUGGCUUCCGAUUCGGGCACGUCCGCCCUGGACUCGUUGGACGAACAGAAACGGCUCGCGAUAGCGGCCAUCCAGCGUGAUCUGCACGCUAGCUCGAUGCGCGCGAUGGCACACGGUGCGGCUGCACUGUUCAGCAGCAGCCUCUCCGAUGUGAAACAGGAACCGACCGAAUGGGACGAUCUGGAUGACGAUAAUGACUCGGACGAAGAUGUGAUGAUACUCCCGGAAGAAGUGGUCAAAUCAAAACUGGCUACGGAUGGAAAGGCUAAGCAAUCGGCACAAACCUCACAGGCGGCAUUGGCGGAUCAUUACGCGCUACAGCAACAGCACCAACAGCAACAGCCAGCUGGUUUGCUGGUUGGCGCCGGUUCGGCAACCGAUCGGCAGCAGCACCAGCUACUGCCGGAACAAUCGCACUCAUCACACCAGCAACAACCAAUAGAACCCUCGCUGAGCUGUGACCUGUGCAGCUCGUGCUUUACCAACACGGACGAUCUACUACAGCACAUCAUCAGCACGCAUGGGGACGCUCCGGAAGUGCUGCGUAAACGAAGCCGGAUGGCAGAAGAAGAAACGCCACUAAACAACAUGCGUUGCGACUUUUGCGGGAAGUUCUUCACGUCAGCGGUCGACUGGGCUCAGCAUGUACUGCAGGUGCACAACGAUCGUACCGCCGAAUUACAGCAACAAAUGGCCCAGUUUUCCGAAGAGCUGUUGCCCAGUAUUAGCAAAAUUCGUUCCAUCGCAUCAUCUAGCUCGGCUGACUAAUAAUAAUAAUGAUACUCACGCGAUUCACGGGUCCGGCAUUGGAUUGCAUGGAUUGGGGGCGAUGGAUAGAGGAAGGUGACGGUCCGGGAAGGAUGGAGAACAAACAAACGAUAACCUCGAUUGAACAAUUUUAUGAUAUACUCUAUUUUUACCCCUUCCGUUUUUUUACUGGCUAUGACAACAACAGUUGCUUCUUGAAUAUUAUAAGCAGCUUUGCCCCCUACCUGGCGGCAAAGUGCGGGAUACAACUACAAAAGAGAAGUUACGAGUAGAAAAUUAUACAACACAACUAGGCAAUAAGGACUUGUAGUAGAGCAUUAAAGAAAAAAAAAACAACAUCAUAGAGAGCAUUACAGAGCAGAGACACAUUUGCGCACAUGUCGAAAUAUACGUUUUAAUGAAUUCACCAUAAA
Anopheles stephensi (Asian malaria mosquito) is the source of this 2300-nucleotide messenger RNA. RefSeq names its product zinc finger and BTB domain-containing protein 17-like. Gene Ontology annotation, biological process: positive regulation of DNA-templated transcription. The record is from RefSeq and is a predicted model, not a curated record. Gene Ontology annotation, cellular component: nuclear body. The coding region runs from base 187 to 1887 and encodes 566 amino acids. The transcript has 7 exons. Gene Ontology annotation, molecular function: protein binding. Lineage: Eukaryota; Metazoa; Arthropoda; Insecta; Diptera; Culicidae.